AUGGUUAAUGGCCUCACAGGAGCACUUUCUCUUGUUCUGUUACUCCAAAACCUUGUAGAGCCCAUAAAACACAAAAAUACGAAUUGCUAUGUACACAUGCAUAAUAAUGUCAAUAGGAACAACUUUAUCAACACAGAAACGAGGGAAGCAUAUCAGAGUGGAAUAAAGGGUACUAAGAAUAUUCUUCAUGAGGGUUACAGGAACAGGUAUGUACCACUGUUCGUGUCCAAGGGAACCGAACUGUUAAGUUCGUUUUUUAAGAAUACCAGACGGGGAAGUAGAGAUAACUCGACGCAUAUUUCGAAGAACGGGAAGAACAGUGCCCUCUCUUCGUUUAAUGAGAAUACGUCUGCGCGUGGCACUAGAAGCAGGUCUUCAAAUGGGAGAAAAUGGAAAUCAAGUAAAGGUACCUCGCAGGAAAGCGCGAUUGAAGAAGUAACAGAUGAACUGCUUAGCAGCCUCAGUAGCCACACGGAUGAAGGUUUUAUGAGUGUCACUUCGAAUGAUCAUCACAAUAGGAAGUACAGUCCAGGAGGAAGUCACUACCCAAGGAAUAUGACCAAUGAGAGUAGGAACAACGACGGCAACCCUUAUAUGACUACAGCUAAUUACAGCCCAGGGGAAAUGUCCGAUGUAAUAUCAAAUUGGGAUGUUGCCAAAAUGAGUGUUAGAAGGAAAAACAAUGUAGAACACAAUUUUACUUUUAUGUUGGACCUGAUUAAGGGGUCCUCUUCCUCCAUACACUACAAGAGUGACGAUGUGAUGAUUCGGCAGGAUCGUUCUGGAGAUGUACUAAUGGAUGGUAGACGGCUACACAAAGGGAAGGUAAAACAGAGGAAGAAAUAUUUGAAUAGACUGUACUACAGCUUUAGGGGCCACAAUGCUUUUCUCUCGCGAAAGGACGGCACUUGUGGGGGUGACGAACCCAGGGAUGUGUGCCUCGAUCCGGUACGUGCCUGUCCAAUACAGAAAAAGGAACCACACGUAUGGCAGCGAGGAGCGCACGGUAGCAAGUCACAGAGCUGGCAUAACAAUGGGAUUGAUACUGCUGCUUCUCCUGCAAGCCAUUCAAGUGACUCCACAGCCUUCCUAACAUACGAAGAAAAACAAAGGGGAAAAGAAAAGGCCCAUCAGGAAUACACAAGGUAUAUAGAAGAGAGAAGGUAUCCAUAUUUUAAUUUUGUAAAAAGUAAAAAUGGUAAGAUAAUAAAAAAAUUACUAAUUGCAAAUAACGGCAUGGCAGCAAUGAAGUGCAUACUUUCAAUAAAGGAAUGGCUUUUUAAGUCCUUCUCUGAGGAAAACUUAAUUAAGAUCAUAGUGCUAGCCACAGAAGAAGAUAUAACAAGCAAUGCAAAAUAUAUUUCGUUGGCGAACAAAGUUGUAAAGGUACCUCCUGGGAAGAAUUCCAACAACUAUGCCAAUGUGCCGCUAAUUGUAGAUAUAGCAAAAAAGGAACAAGUCGAUGCCGUCUGGCCAGGAUGGGGACACUGCUCAGAGAAUCCUGUACUCUCCACCAUGCUGGAAAGGGAAAACAUUAUUUUUAUAGGACCAACUGGAGAUGUAAUGGAAGCCCUAGGGGAUAAAAUAUCCGCCAAUAUCCUCGCGCAGAGUGUAAAUGUACCAGUGGUAAAGUGGAGUGGAGAUAGCAUCCGAGUUGAUAAUUUUGAAAAAAAAAUUAGUGAAGACAUAUACAAUAAGUCUACCAUACAUUCAUUAGAUGAGUGCAUAAAGGAGUGCCAACGGAUCGGGUACCCUGUUAUGAUAAAAGCAUCUCAAGGAGGGGGAGGGAAAGGUAUUCGAAAAGUGGAAAACGAAGUGGAAAUAAAAAAAGCCUACACACAAGUACAGAUGGAAUUACCCAACUCGCCAAUCUUUUUAAUGAAGGUCUGUAACAAUGUUAGACAUAUAGAAAUACAGGUUGUUGGGGAUAUGUAUGGUAAUGUAUGCUCUCUAAGUGGAAGAGACUGCACGACCCAAAGGAGAUUUCAAAAAAUUUUUGAAGAAGGGCCCCCGUCAGUUGUACCUCCAAACAUUUUCCGCGAAAUGGAAAAGGCAUCCAUACGUCUAACAAAAAUGAUAAAAUAUAGAGGUGCCGGAACCAUUGAGUAUUUAUAUGACCAGGAGAAGCAGACUUAUUUUUUUCUCGAAUUAAAUCCUCGGUUGCAGGUGGAACACCCCGUGUCGGAGGGCAUCACCAACACCAAUCUUAUUUCGAUACAGCUGCAGGUGGCCAUGGGAAUUCCCCUCCAAAAUAUAGAGGACAUUAGGAGGUUGUACCGCAUAGGGGAAGAGAGCGGGGGGGAGAGUUUUCGUGCGCCGAUGGAGGCCGUGCACAGGUUCGGUGCGGUGUGCGAUUACACCCCUCCAAGGGGUAGCAGCGUGAGAAGCGAGAGAAGUGAGAGCGGCGGUGGUGUUAGCUGUGCUGUUAGCGAUAGUGAUAGCUAUUUCUGUGGGGAUGAGGACACCUUCGCGAAGACGAGCAAUGGGACUCUAGGCGACCGCGAAAAGGGAAGAGACCAAAGUAAUGACUUCUCAUCCCCCCGCGCGGAAGACAUGAACCCAUUCGACUUCUACAACAACAGACCGCACAUAAGCAACCACGUGAUUGCCGCCAGAAUCACCGCAGAAAACAGCAAUGACAGUUUUAAGCCCACUUCGGGAAAGGUACAAAGAAUCCAUUUCCAAAACUCGAAAGACGUGUGGGGAUAUUUUUCCAUCAAUGAUGGAUCUGUGCAUGAAUUCUCCGAUUCACAAAUUGGGCACAUUUUUGCAAAGGGAGAAACAAGGGAAGAAGCCAGAAAAAAUUUAAUCCUUGCAUUAAGGAAAUUAAACAUAGAAGGGGAAAUAAAAACAGUCACAAAAUACUUGGCAAAAAUUUUGGAAUGCAAACCAUUUAUUGAGAAUAAUAUAACAACUAAUUGGUUAGACAGAAUUAUUGAAAAAAAAAAAUAUAUUUAUUACAGCGCAGUACAUAUAAUAAUUCUGUGUGCUACGAUUUUUAAACUACUCAUUCAUUUUACCAAGGAAAAAGAACAAGUGGAAGAUGCGCUCAGUAGAGAGGACAUAGGAUUUAAGCCACAGGAAGAUUCCUUGGCUAAUUUGAAAAGGGAGGUAAAAAAUGCGUACACAUUUGACAUAGUAUUUGAAAAUGUGCGGUAUAAUUUUAAGGGCUAUAAUACAGGGGAGAAUCUUUAUACUUUAAAAAUUAACGGACAGGAAAUAGAAGUGCUAGCUGAUUACGAUAAAAAAAAUAAUAAAAUAUUUGCGACCUUUUCCAACCAUACAUAUUCGUAUACAUGUUUGGAAGACAGCUUAGGUAUCCACAUGCAUUUGGAAAAGGACAGUAUUUUUAUACCCAAGAUGAGUAACCCAUUUCAUUUGGUUUCUAAUACGAAUGGGAAAAUUGUAAAAUAUUUGAUUAAGGAUGGAGAAGAGAUCGAGAAGAAUGAAGACUACAUUGAAGUCGAGGCGAUGAAAAUGAUUAUGACUUUUAAGUCUACAGAGAAAGGUAUACUCAGGCACAGAAUGUCCGAGGGUACCAUGGUUAAAAUGGGGGACCUCCUCGGCGUCAUUGAGGAAACCUCUCCUGAUAGUAACACGAAGCGGGCAGAGAAAAACGAAAUUAAAACCUUCACUGGACAUUUGGACUUAUCCAAUAAGUACGCAUACGAGUUGGAGGAAGCGAGUACAUUGCCGCACCCCCUUAGGGGGGAGGAUGUUCCAUUCAAUUUUACCACCAUGGAUGAGUCUGCAGAAGGUGGUUGGCCUAUUACCGAUCAAAAGGAGGGCAAAAGUCAUUUGCAUAAGGGAGUUGCAAAUGAUCAUGAGGAGGAGACACUGAAGGGUGUACCAAACCAUGCGGGAAGUGGAAUGCAUCGUCUGAGUAAAAAUACCAAUGAGACACACGUUGUGGAUGGCCCCAAGUCGGAGGAUUCCUCCUUCUUCUCCUCCUUCGAACAGGACGAUGUGUCAUCCAGGGAAGGGAUGACAAAGAACCGGCUAUUCCUAAAGCAGAAGAAAAACAUAUUCCGCUUAUUUGCAAGCAAAAAGACCAGUGAUAAAAAAGAACACACUGCAUCGAGUUACGUAAACGAGAAAAUUAAUUCCUUCAAGGCGUACCUCACUAGUUUGAGUUCGUCCAACGAAAGUUCGGCGGCACCCACGAGUACCAGCACGAGCGUCAAGGUGGAGGCAGAUGUGGAGGCAGCCGCGGAGUCGAACAAGUCGUACGCCAAUUCUGAAUCUAGGGAGUGCGCGAAUGUGUCGUCCAGCUCGCACACUAUGAAUGAUGAGUCGGGAAGUGCCAACCAGGGAGGUGGAAGCCGGGGAGACAUCUCCACUGUUCUUAACUCAACCUGCGAAAACUCUUCAACGAGUGAGAAGAGGGAUCGUAAUGAUAAUGUGUCGAGCGCAGUUGUGUCCACGAGGAAUGGCUCCAAUGAGAAGGCAUCCAACACAGGCACCCUAAGUUGGGACACGGAGAAUAAGGGGGCAUCAAAAAGUGCUUCAAAAGGCACUUCCAAAUGCACCUCAAUCAGUUUCACACACGUGGGGGGGGACACCCCAGGGGUGGCUUCUCCAAGUGGUCACCCGAGCACAGGUGGAGACGCCACAAAAAAACAAUUCCUGUUGGACAUGCCCAAUAUGAAGAGAGUAGAAUAUUUGCUAAAAGGAUAUGAACAGGAUUACCAAAAAUGCUUCAACGAAUUAGUGAAAGAGAAAAACAACAUCAACUCUAACUUUAUUUACAUCCUAGACAAAUUUACAGAAUACAAUUCUUUAUUUGCGAAAACAGAAAACAUCACACAGGUAGAAGCUUACGAUAUUUUGCAUACUACGUUUAGGAACGAGAAGAAAAAAAAAUAUGAAAUUGCACAUGCGUAUACGUAUAACUACUUAAGCAUAAAAUUUGUGGAGCUAGUUUUAAAAUAUUUAUUAGACAGUGGGUUCACCUCUCUGAGUGAGGUGCCAGAUGACCUAUUGUAUAAGCUAAAAAUGAUAACAUCCUUUAGAGGGAAAUCAUUUGGAAACAUCAUUUUGCUGGCCAUGGCGAUAGUACACAUCGCGGAACAUAUGAGCUUGGUUCAGUUCGUAAAAGAUGCAUUAAACGAUAGGACUCCCAAUUGUGGUCACAAAAUUAAACAACUGGAGGAGCAUAUAAAAAUGAAGCACAGCAUCGUUACACAUUCGAGACUGGGACAACUGCGAAGUGGUGCAUCUACAUCCCCUUCUACUUCCAGCAGCUACAGCAACCAUUGCGAACGUGUAGUGAAUACAUUUUUGGGAACCCCUUCCAACAUGCACAUGUUCCUUCCAUCCCUCUUUACCCCACAAAAUAAAAAUACUCUCCUACAAAUAUAUGCUCAGAAUUUAUAUAAACACUUUGAUGUAGAAACAGAACUAGUGGGGGAUGACUGUCUGAAAUUUUUUAUAAAAGAUUCGGAAGAGGAACAUUUACUCAUUCUAAAUGAGAAAAGUAGGGUAUAUGUGGAUGAGUUAAUUGCCAAAGGGGGGAUUAAUCCCUCUGGUGGACGCAUAAACAGCAUUCAUAUUAUUAAUAAAAAUGAAAGUUUCCCUAAUGAUUAUGAAGGGAGUAUAGGACAUAUAAAGAAUAGGUGCAAGCAUUUGUACAUUUAUCAUUAUUUUGGGGACAGGUACGGGGAUGUUUACGAGUGGGUUGGAGAGGAAGACACUGGGGAGGAGGUCCAUUCUGGGAGCAGGACAAAUAUGCUGCCUUACCAAAGAUAUAUUUUCUCCUUUGAAAAGAGCUGCAAAAAUUAUGACCUGCAAAGUGUAGAUGAGAAAAUAUUUAAAGGGACCAAGGUAUUCCUGGGGAUGUACAAAAAGAAUAACAAAAUAGAAUCUCUGUUCGCAGAGAGGGUGGUCCAUGUGUGUGAUUUUUCAAAGGGCGGAGUGUCUCUACUGAGGGAAAAUCCCCCAAAAGGGGAGAACACCAUGGGAGAGCAAGAAUUACCCCCUGCGAUGGAACAUAAGUGGCUACAGGACGCACUCACGGAAGAGUUGAAAGAAGCGGUGAAGGAUAUAGCACUAGCUAGACUGAAUCCAAAAGUGAGGGACACAAAGGUCAGCAGCUACAUAACUUACCAUGUAGUACUAGAUCAAGAGAAAGGGAAGGAAGAAGACGAAUUAAAUACAAUUGAAGCAGCGCUCAAGAACUUCCUCAAUAAGCAUAACGAGUUGCUUCUAGAAAAUUACGUGAACGAUGUAUACGUCUGUGUGUACAGAAAAGGAGGCAAUUUCCCCAAGGGGAGUCUCAAAUUAGUACCCACAAAGGUACUCAGACUGCACGUCCUGUUCGACGCAAAAAAUAAUGUAAUUGAAGAGGUGGACAGUGUACCCCCCUUUGAUGUGGACGCGUUGUACUUAAAAAGAAAGAGGGCUAGAGAUAUAGAUACGUUAUAUGCCUACGAUUUUGUCAAGGCUAUAAAUAUUUCCCUAAACAGGGUGAACAAGAGCGGCCCCGAGGAUUUGUUCACAUAUGUGAACAGCGUCAGGGAGUUUAGGUUGGACUUGGAAGCACUGCAGGGGAACAGUGCGAAGCAGUCCAAGCCCCAUAUGGAUGAAAACGCCACGUCCCAUAUGGAUCAAAACGGCACGUCCCAUUCCGCUGGGCUGUUUCUACGGCACGAGGGCCGCAGCGAGGACGAAGUGAAGAUAAGAAAGGCGCUGUACCUGUCGGACAAACUAAACGUGGGGCAAAACAAUCUGAGCGUCAUCGGCCUCUUGAUGAACGUGAAGACAAUCGAAUACAAAGAAGGAAGAGACGUCAUUUUUAUCUUAAAUGACAUAACGACGCAUGGUGGCUCAUUCAGUGUAGUGGAAGACCAGCUAUUCUAUGCCAUAUCUAGCUACGCCAGGGAGAAAAAAAUUCCUCGCAUUUAUAUAUCCUGCAAUUCAGGUGCGAGAAUUGGGCUGUAUAAUUUUUUGAUGGACAAAAUUCAGGUCAGUUGGAAAGACGAAAAAAAAAAGGAACUCGGGUAUGACUACAUUUACAUAACAGAAGAUGUGAAAAAUAGGAUAGCCAAGGAGGACAUGAUAUUCUUGAAGGAACUUAUUCACAAUGGGGAGAAGAGAUACGUAAUAGAAGGUAUAGUAGGGAAUUUAAAUAAUCAUAUUGGAGUAGAAAAUUUAAGGGGGAGUGGUCUUAUUGCUGGUGAAACAUCCAAAGCGUAUGAUGAAAUUUUUACCCUAUCCUAUGUCACUGGACGGAGUGUUGGCAUCGGUGCUUACCUUGUUAGACUCGGAAAAAGAACAAUUCAGAAAAAAGGUUCUUCUCUUUUACUAACAGGGUUUAACGCGCUAAAUAAAAUAUUAGGGGAAAAGGUCUACGUCAGCAAUGAACAAUUGGGAGGGGUCAAAAUUAUGAUGAGGAAUGGAAUAUCUCAACUGGAAGCUCAAAAUGAUCAGGAUGGUGUCGACAAAAUUUUCAAGUGGCUAUCCUAUGUACCCAAAACAAGUAACCACUACUACGACGUUAUUGAAAAGGCGCGCGAGAGGAGAAAUGAAUUUAGCCAUUGUGAGGAGGGUAAUAUGGAGGAGGUAAACAGCGCUGUAAAGGAAGCUUCUCAAUCGGACAAGAAACCCACAUUUGUUAGGGAACCUUCAAAAAUGUACUUCCACACAAUUAACGAUAUAGACAUGGAUUAUGUACAAAACGCAGAUGUGGUAGAUCUGAUAAGAGGCUCAGAAACGAAGCAGGGUUUUUUAGACAAAAAUAGCUACUUUGAAUAUAUGAAUGAAUGGGGAAAAGGGAUCCUAACGGGGAGAGGGAAAUUGGGUUCUAUCCCCGUUGGAAUAAUAGCUGUUAACAGAAAUUUAGUAACGCAGGAUAUUCCGUGUGACCCAGCAUUGAAGACUAAAGCAGUGAGGUCAACACACGCACCAUGUGUUUUUUUCCCAGACAAUUCAUACAAAACAGCUCAAUCAAUUGAAGACUUUAAUAAAGAAAAUUUACCCCUAUUUGUUUUUGCCAACUGGAGGGGUUUUUCAGGUGGCACCAUGGAUAUGUUUAACAGCAUUUUAAAAUUCGGGUCCAUGAUUGUUAAUCAGUUGGUUAAUUACAAGCACCCCGUUUUUGUGUACAUCCCAAUUUGGGGCGAACUCAGAGGUGGGUCAUGGGUUGUUGUGGACGAAACGCUAAAUAGCCAAAUCAUCGAGAUGUAUGCGGAUACGAACAGUAAAGGGGGAAUUUUGGAGCCACCUGGGAUUGUCGAGGUGAAGUUUAGGUUACCUGAAAUUAGGAAGCUGAUGCAUGGGAUUGAUUCGUCCAUAAUUGCUCUGGACAAACGGCUAGCCGAAGCGCAGGAGGAUGACGUAGCUAGAAUAAAACAAGAAAUAGAGGACAAAGAAAAAGAGCUGUUGCCAUUUUAUUUGCAAGUGUGUCACAGAUACGCAGAUCUUCAUGACGUAUCCCAAUGCAUGAAGUCAAAGGGAGUGAUUAGGAAAAUCGUUCCUUGGGAGAAAGCCCGUUCCUUCUUUUACUACCGCCUCGUGCGGCGCUUGCUAAUGAGCACGCUGAGCAAAAAAUACGGAACUGCGUUGACCCAAAGUGAAGAAUUUAAGAAGCUCACCAAUGACAUGUCCUCCUCGGACGAAGACGACUACGAAGUGUGCAGGAGAAUUUUAAAUGAAAGUACUCUGAGGGAUAUAGAGCGAUUAAGGAAGGAUCUGAAGCAGCGGAAAACGCUGGACGAGUUUUACACGGCCUUUCAAAGUUUGCCUCCUGAACAAAGAAGGGAACUCUUUAGUAAGCUAAGUUCGUACAAGUAG
Messenger RNA from Plasmodium fragile, 8790 nucleotides. RefSeq lists its product as uncharacterized. Lineage: Eukaryota; Apicomplexa; Aconoidasida; Haemosporida; Plasmodiidae. The transcript has 3 exons. Gene Ontology annotation, molecular function: ATP binding; metal ion binding; acetyl-CoA carboxylase activity. The record is from RefSeq and is a predicted model, not a curated record. The coding region runs from base 1 to 8790 and encodes 2929 amino acids.